CUGGCCAGGAAUGGAGGCAGAAAUCCGCACCCACUGCGAAAGCUGCCAGCGAUGCUUACUCUCCAAGGCAGGGAAGAAGUUACAUCCACAAAUGGGAUCACUCAUUGCAAGGGAGCCCCUGGAAGUACUAGCGAUAGACUUCACCGUGUUAGAGCCCAGCUCUAACAGGGUUGAGAAUGUCCUAGUACUGACAGACGUCUUUACGAAAUAUACACAAGCCGUACCUACCAGAGACCAGCGGGCAACUACGGUCGCAAAGGUACUUGUAAACAACUGGUUUGUGAGAUUUGGAGUACCUAAGCGCCUGCACAGCGACCAAGGUCGGAACUUCGAGAGUGGUCUAGUAAAAGAGCUCUGCAGAGUGUAUGGGGUAAAGAAGACAAGGACAACUCCCUACCAUCCAGAGGGCAAUGCACAAUGUGAACGCUUCAAUCGCACGAUGCAUGACCGGCUGCGUACUCUUCCGCCGGAGAAGAAGAGAAGAUGGCCUGAACAUCUGCCUGAGUUGGUGUACGCCUACAACUGCACACCCCAUUCUUCGACGGGUUAUUCGCCAUAUUAUCUUUUCUUCGGCAGAGAGCCGGUGCUGCCCAUUGACCGCCAGCUAGGACUUCAACACUCUGAAUCCGAUUCAGAGUGGUUGGAGGCUCAUCAUAGACGCCUGAGGACUGCCUUCGACCUGGCAAGACAGAUGACAGAGAAGGAAGCACUGAGAAGACGGGAGAGGGUCAAUCGCACCGCUGAGGACACAAGCCUUGUCAUUGGAGCACGAGUGUUCACACGGAAUCGUGUCCUUGGACGGAACAAGAUUCAGGAUGUUUGGUGCGACACUCCGUUCAAGGUGGUAGCCCGACCCAACCCCGAGGGGAACGUGUACGUCAUCGAGCCGUUACAGGAUGAAGGUCCACAGAAGACAGUUCAUCGUCGAGACCUUCUAGACUCACGUGGACUGGUAGGUGACAUCAACCCAGAUCGUUUCGAUGACACCACACAGGACCCUCAACCGACCGCCCUUCCAUCCAACAACCAAACCGACGAAGACGACGAGCCGAGAGAGGUACUCUUUCGAAGACCCGAUGAGAAUACCAAUCUUACAGAUGACAAUCCACCAGGUACUUCCGAAAGAGUAGGGGAGCACCCAGCUCCUCAGGUUGAACUAGAAACUGAACAGCAGAUAGCCGAAGAUGAAGUAUCUUUAGCUAGGGACUCUGACGUUACUGAACCUACUGUUUCCGAUCAGGAGGACGAACCGGAGGACGAACUUGUAGUCCCUGUCAGAAGGUCUGCUCGGUUGAAAGGGAACCCCCCACACCUCUCGUCCGAAAUUGUAGCUGACAUUACCAAAUCUCAUUUGUUGUUCAUGCAAAUGAUGUCUAAUUCUAACCCAACUCACUAAAUUUUUAAACGAUUAUUUUCGUAUUUGUUUGUUUAACUCAUUUUGAAUCUUUGAAUUGUCCAAAGUUGUCAGAGACGACAACAUCAAGUAGGGGAGAAUGUGACAGUCUGGAAUCUCAUUAUGAUAUUAUUCAUAAUGAUCUUAAUAUGUUUGUUAUAAUAUUGUUUACUUUUAAUUAUUAAUCAACACUGUGCAGUUUCUGAGCAGUGAUCCUCAGAAAACCCAUUAGUCACUUUCUAGGUCCCGCAUAAUAGAGCUCUUGUACACGUCGUAAAUCUUAUCUCUAAAGAAUGUUGUGGUUACCUCCAGAGGGUGGGAGAGUGAAGGCUACCGCCCAUCUGGAUGAGGAAGGGUAAAAUCCACUCAUUCCAUCUCAUACCACCUUUGAGACAACACCCAUGCUAUAGAGAAGAGAACUUGUACGAUAUUUGACUUUCCAUGACAAAUUCCAUCCAAUAGGGGGUUUAUCCUUUCUCGGGUUUAUUUUCGAGAAUAAAG
Molecule: messenger RNA, 1894 nt
Organism: Strongylocentrotus purpuratus (purple sea urchin)
Lineage: Eukaryota; Metazoa; Echinodermata; Echinoidea; Camarodonta; Strongylocentrotidae
Exons: 2
Coding region: 11-1396 (461 amino acids)
Biological process (GO): DNA integration
Molecular function (GO): nucleic acid binding
Source: RefSeq, a predicted model, not a curated record